Molecule: messenger RNA, 2705 nt
Organism: Labrus bergylta (ballan wrasse)
Lineage: Eukaryota; Metazoa; Chordata; Actinopteri; Labriformes; Labridae
Source: RefSeq, a predicted model, not a curated record
UAUUCACAUCUUUUUUUAUUCUCAUUUUGCAGGUUCACAUCGGCUACCUCCCAAACAAGAGAGUUCUGGGCCUCAGCAAGCUGGCCAGGAUCGUUGAGAUCUACAGCCGUCGACUACAAGUUCAGGAGAGGUUGACCAAACAGAUUGCCGUGGCGAUCACUGAGGCCCUGCAGCCCACCGGAGUCGGCGUCGUCAUCGAGGCAACUCACAUGUGUAUGGUGAUGCGAGGCGUUCAGAAGAUGAACAGUAAAACCGUCACCAGCACCAUGUUGGGAGUUUUCAGGGAAGACCCAAAAACCCGCGAUGAGUUUCUGACGCUGAUCAGGAGCUGAGGAGGACUGAGCUCCUUCUCUUCCUCCGCCCGAUGCCUGACGUUACCUCCACCUGCGCGACCCUGUUUGUGUGUGUGUGUGUGUGUGUGUGUGUGUGUGUGAGAGAGUCGAGAGAAAGAGUGUCCGAUCAUUUUAAUCCUCGUCGUUAUCUCAGUGAUGUCCGAGUCAGAGGACGAUGACUGACAGGACUUUACCCCUCUUUUUUGUUUACGUCUGUUCUGUGUGAUCAUUAAUUUAAACAUCGAUCUUUGGCCUCUAACUCAACGUAAUUCGAGUUUAAAAGAAAGAAAGACUCCACCAAAAUAUACAAACAUCGAUUUAUUGACUUGAUUUAUUACUUGAAAACCACUUGUGGUAAUAAGCCCUUAACGUACGGGAGGGAGAGUAAAAACAAACACAUUGAAAGCAUGUCAGAAAGUGAGCUGUCUUUAUCAGGUGUAGUCAUAUUUACUCGUGUUUGCUUUUAAAUAUGAGCACAGAGGAAAUAGUCGUUUAUAAAAACAGGUUUCAGAAAAGGUUAAGAUAAGGUCAAAGGCCACGCAUAGAAACAUAAAGUAAGUAAACAAAAAGGAAAUCAUCCUGUCAGAGUUUUCAAUCAUUCAAGCUUUAUGUGUACAGCGCCAAAUUCAUGACAUUCUUCAUAUGGUGAUUCCAUUGAACUACAUGUAGCAUUGAUGGUAAGACAAAUAUUCUCAUUAUAGCAUCACAUAGCGGACUCUGUUGCUUCGUCCGCUACUUCUGAGUUUUACCUCAGGAGACAUGAAACAUCUUCUGGUGUGCUGACUGAUCAGUCUUCCUUUUGUUUCUGAACUUGAACAACAAAAUCAUUCAUCCUCCAACAAAGACUCCACUUUGGUUCACAGCUCGCAAAGUGCAGAUAAAUAACUGAGUUCAUGAAGCUGAUUUUGUGGCUAAUCGCUCCAUUAGUGUAAUUAGCUGCUAUUUGUGGAGUUAGCCGAUAAAAGGAUCAAGAUUUCUUUGGUCAAGUGGAGAAAUAUUUCAAAAACAGAGAAGCUUUUUUCACACUGAAAACAGAAUAAACAAUCAGCACAGAUAAACAUCUAAAUCAUCUCAGUAAGAAACUCUGAACUAAGAAGUCCUCAGCCAGAUUCUCAAAGAGAAACUUGUAGAAACUUUCUGUUUGUGCAGACGUGAAAUGAGAGAAAUGAAGACACAAUUUCACCAGAGAAUUUCUUGUGUUUCUGUUAAGAUAACUGAGACAACAGUAAAGUUUAAGUGGCAAGAACAAAAGUUCAUUUUAAGAGGCAGAAAUCUCAUGAUGCACAGCCAUCUGCCAAAACUGCGGCAGGCUUGAAAAAUGGGAUCGAGGGAGAUGGGAAGAUGGGAUCCACCAACGACCCCGAGGAACCUACAAGACAUGACAGCUCAGGAGCUCCAGGGAAAAGUGAAGUUAAGCGAAGAAGUGUUUCAGUUAAAGUUUGAUAUUCUGACUCCUGAUAUUUGAGAGUUUUGACAUUUCAAAGCUGUUUGAAGACCAGGAAGCUGUGAUCAUUUCCCUCUUUUUCAAAAGACACAACAGCUAAUAGAAGAGUCAUAAAAGAAGUGAAAAGCAAAGAGAUAUAAUGACAAUGACUUCAGUGUCAGCCCUUGAUUUAAUUUGGGAAACCCUGUUCUAAAUCCUGUCCCGUUCUUCUGUGAUGAGCAGCACUUUGACUCUCUGUCACACCUCAGUGACCUUUACUGUCACGUCAUCUCCUCUCACUGAGGAAACAAAGUUUAGACACUCGUUGAAUUCAAAGUGGACUUGAUAUUAAAAGCAACAAAAACAAAGAUAUAAAUAGCUCGGGGGGGGGGGGGAAUGCAGAAUUUACCAAUAAUCAUGAACAACCAGUAUUCUCAUUUUUUUAUUUUAAUAUUCAAAGUUUACAAUUAUUCUUUAAGUUACAAGUAUUCACUUUAUGUGUAAGAAUUGACCUGUGUGCCAACCUGCCUCUCAAUUUAAAAUCCUCAAAGACUUGGAUCGACCUGAGACACAAAAACUGUGCGUGUGUGCGUGCGUGUGUGUGUCUGUGUGUGCGCGUUGUUUAGUGACUUUGUGUUUCUUUAGUUUUAGCAUUCAACUACGUCAUAAUGUCCCCAGACUGAUUUGAAGAACUUUUUAAUCGUCUAAAUUGGUUACUGGAGUCAUGGGUGUGUGUGUGUGUGUGUGUUGUAUAUGUGUGUACGCGCGCGUGUGUGUGUGUGUUUGUUGGAGGGAAGAGGAGCACUAACAACCUGCUCUGAUGAUGUUUUUUGUGGCCUUGUUAAGAAGGACGGCCUGUUUCUUUGGCCCUUCAAUCAUAGUGACUUCAUGUACUGUGUUCAUUUUAAAUACUUUUUAAUCAAGUUGAAUAAAUCUCUAUGUGACAGUGA